GCGGCAAAAAAGAUUUCGCGCGAAAACCGUCCGAGCCUUGUUUAGAUGUAGAUCAGCUGGGACAAUAACAACAAUAACAGCCGAUAACGGGGUCGGGACGGCGCUUUUUAUACGUGGACUGCGUGCGGUGUGAACGACCAAAGGACCCGCUGCUGCUGCUUUAGAGGAUGCGCGCGUACUUCGCCGCUUUCUUUGCUUACAUUUCCAGUUUUGUCGGACUGCUUCCUGCGUGCCCCAACAAAACGAGGGGGUUGAAGAAUUGCGGCUAAUAAGUUAGCUAGCAUGCUAAUCUGCCCUAUAUUCCAUAGUCGUCCGAUAUACGUGUGCACUCUGCCGAACUACCUGUGGCUUUAUCACACACACCGUCAGAGAGGCUUCUGAGCUGCCGUGAUGCCUUUUGUGCCGUGGAUAUUUUAUGCCGAUAGCUCACUUCUGGAAUGCUGCUUAUAAAGUUGUAAUAGCCAUUUAAUUAAGCUCUGUCUUCGCUGUAAGGAGAAAUAAUUGUGUUCUGUGUCAUUAAGUGGGUAGUUAGCCUGCUACGUCGGGUUUAUUGUGAACUUGUGCCGGUCUUUGUUGUUUGGACACAAGCUAGCUCGCUAGCAGGGCUGGUAGCUGUGUCGGGGGCAGUGUGGCCAGGCCUCGCGGCUCUACUGUACUGACAGGAGAGAUGAUAACAAAAGAUUAGCUUGCUCUCUUGCUAGCUCGCUAACCCCCAGCGUGUAUUACUGCCAUUUAUUCCUGCUUUCUUCUGUAAUAUCUCAGCGGCUCAAGCCUCGGCUCGCAGAGGUUGCGCGCAUUCUGUAAUAUCAUUUGCCAGAUUUCCUGUUUGGCAGAACAUCCUGUCUUUUGCUGUUUUGGCGUCCGCUUAAAGUAGUUUCCAGCCCGUUAGCGUCCACUAUGUUGUCGUUUGUGUUCAAGUGAUGUAGUUAGUCGUAAAUUACAUGUAGUAGCUCGAUUAUAAACAUUAAGGUGGGCAAAGAGAGCUAUAGGAACUUUUUAGAGAAAUGUUCAAGCUGCCUGUAAACACCUGCAGGCAAACUUUCAGAAGAUCUCGUCGCUGCUCCUUAAAUUCACUGAGCACACCCGGUAGGUGUUGAUCCUGUUUUAGUUCGUGGCCCCUCAGCACCCCUGAAGGGCUCCUCAGUGACACACUGCCAUGUCAGAGACCCUGAUAACAGGCCAGACAUCGGAGGAUCUGUUGGCCGACUUUGAGACUUUGCUCAACUCUGGGAGUAUUGAGCUGGGCGAGGACCACCAGAUUGUGAUCAUCACCAGCCCCAGCAAUGAGGGACUCCACCCGGCCGCUGCUCCCUCCAGCACGGGGGAAAUCCUGCUGUUUGCCACGCCGCAGGGCCCCGCUGAUGUGGGGAUCCAGGACAAGAGACGACCGGUGCUGGGAAGACCUCCGGUAAAGAGGAAGUUGGACCUGGACAGUGACCAUCAGUAUGUCAGCACAACUCGACCGUCCAUAGGCCAAGCACCGCCCUCCACACCUGCACCUCCCAGAGUUCCUCGAAGCACAGCGGAGAAGUCACGUUACGACACGUCCUUGAACCUGACCACCAAGCGCUUUCUGAACCUGCUGUCCCAGUCGGCCGACGGCGUGGUGGAUCUGAACUGGGCCUCGCAGGUCCUCGAUGUCCAGAAGAGACGCAUCUACGACAUAACCAACGUUCUGGAGGGAAUCCAGCUCAUCUCCAAGAAGUCCAAGAACAACAUCCAGUGGCUGGGCAAUCGAGUCGAUACAGCUUUGGUUUCCCGGCAUAAGGAGUUGCAGAAGGAGGUGUGUGACCUCACGGAGGCUGAGGAGCAGCUGGACGAGCUCAUUUCCAAAUGCAACCUGCAGCUCCGAAUGCUCACAGAGGACCCGCAGAACAAGAAGUUAGGCUACGUGCGCUGUCAGGACUUGAGGAAGUCGUUUGAUUCCCCGGACCAGCUCGUCAUGGUGAUCAGAGCUCCACCAGAGACCCAGAUGCAAGUCACAGAACCCAGCAAGGGUUACCAGGUGUCCCUGAAGAGCACACGUGGACCAAUCGACGUCUUCCUCUGUCCAGAGGACAGCUCCGGCGUCUGCAGCCCCGUGACAGGAAGUAGUCCCUCGAAACCCAAUGCCGACCCCUCCCUGGUCCAACCUCCCGCACAAACCGCAGACCAAUCACAAGCCAGAAUGUCCACGACCGCCCCGGAAGUGGGUUUGUCAUCGCCAGCGUCCACGUCGUCCACGGUGACGGCAGCCUCGCAGCAGGACCCCUCGUCACUGGUGUUAGGUGGUGACACGGAGUCGCUCCUGGGAGGCGACCCGUUCGCCAGCCUCGGAGACAUGCCUGAUUUUGACUUCUCGCCGCUCUCCUCCUCGGACUUCCUGAACGGAGAGGGCUUCUCUCUCCCGGACGGUUUCAUCAACCUGUCGCCCCCUCACAGCCACGACUACCACUUUGGACUGGAGGACCACGAAGGCAUCAGUGAACUGUUCGACUGUGACUUCGGGGACUUAUCGCAGGUUUUGGGGGACAGUUAGAUGGAAGACGGAGGCGAGGAGCUCGUGGGUUUCCCUGUUUAGGACACGUCCUCUGUUCCCUGGGGGGGGGUGGCUUCUAAUGGAGGACUGGAAAUCAGCGUUUUAUAGACAGAUCUUCGUCAGAAAACCCAGACGGUGUGUCGCGGGGUGUGGGGAAAAUGUCAUGUGUCGUAAUUGGCUGUCAUUCCUGAAAUGCUUCUUCCAAAGUCUCAAAAAAAAAAAAAAAAAAGUCCCCCAAAUUGUACAGCACAUAAUUAGCACUUCUCUUUGGCCAUUGCAACAUUUUAGACCAAGACUUUAGCUUUAGUAUAGCUAUUUAAAUUAUUUAUAUGAAUGUUAUUUUGAUAAUUCGUACCGGGCGAGUGUUGUUUGUUUGUCGUCGUUGUUGAUAACGUUUUAUCCGGGUGGACUGUGCAGGUGUUUGUGUGUGUGUGGAGUAUGAACUCAUCGGGCUGGUUUCCUUAACACAGACUAGCUUACAUGCUGCAGCUCAUAAGGCCGGUUUCUCGGACGGAUCCAGUCUGAGUGUUUUUUUCUCUCAAAAAUGGAAAAGCCUCUGCGGAGAAACCAGCGUUACGAGCUGAGCCGAUUCAGUGCUGGGCUGUCCCAAAAGCAUCUUGGAGCUAUGGUGCAGUUUCCCCCAUAGUGAUAAAAGUCAUCACAGGCACAAACGUAAAGGCUUCUCCAUCGAUUAACUAUAUUCGUCCAAAACACUGGAAUCCUGAAGGACUGCUUUCUCGAAAGUCUCUGCGUCUGACAGCGACAUACGAGGUGUCGUUGCCGCUAACAUAAUGGUAAGAGGUCCGGCUCGAGGUCCAUUUCUGAUUGUCUUCCGAACCCCUCUGACCAACACAUGGGCCGUCUUCAUGGAUCUGAACACAAACAAGGACUAAAGAUGCUUUUGGGGACCCUCAACUUUCUUGAAAUUGUUUGUAACAAUAUUUAGACGAUCAUGAGAGAGAGUUAGGGCCACUAACUCUCAGAUGACAAUUAUUUCCACAUAAUUCUAAUUUUUAAACUUUUUUUUUUUUAACCAGAAAAAAAAAUGUGUUUAAAAAUCUGAAUUCUGAGUUUAAGGUCGGAAACCUGAGGGGAAAAAAAAAAAAGUCAGAGUUGUGACUGUGGAUGUUUCAUGUUUUUCUUCAAAAGACACAUUUCCUUUGGUCGUCUGGAGAGAAGCCAUUCAAAGAGUCUGAAGGACAGGGGCAGAGGCAGUAAUGUGGUUUUGAAGGAGACACAAACAAAUCAAAUCUGAAAGGUCAGCAUGUUGAGUUGGUGUGUCGGAAACCAUAACAGUUUGCUGCAGUCAUGUUAGCGAGUCAAAACUAAUACUGAACCUGCUGUUUCUCUAUUAGUUUGCUAGGCGUUUAGCCAUAGUCUCAGGUGUUCGGAGCAGAGCGAAGUCUUAAAUCGAUUGUUUGGUUUUUUUUUUUGCGAAUUGCAAGCGUGUGUGAGAGUGUAACCGUUUUAGAUGCAUCUCAUUGGGUGUCGUGUAGGUUGACAAUAGGUUUUUACAGGUGUGGGAAAUGCUUGCAGAAGGUGUGUGUGUGUGUGUGUGUUUUAUUUGUUUUUUUUUUCUUUCACCUUUUUUAGCCAUGAGCUCAAAAGUAAAAGAUUCACCAGAUGCCUGCAGGUGAAAUAUCCCCAAACCACCCAUCUGUUAUUGUCUCGUGGACAACUCGUACGCUUCUCGACUGCCCGUCUCUCUGAAAGCGCUCAGUUGUUGUCUGUUUAUCAUGGCAGGGGAUUCACACACAGCUGCUUCGCCUCUGCGGAUCUGAUCAGUGGUAAAGCGGCGAUGACUCCACGGAAGGGUUUGAGUAGACGCGAUGGGCUCCUGUUAUGUUAAAUAUGCACUUCAAAUCAUUCGAGUAAGUCAAUGUUCAUGCCUUAAAUCAGUGACCUCUGCCUUGUGAAGGGACGCACCAGUCAUAUCCUAUCUCCGCCCACCCACUUUGGAUCAAUUCCCUCUUGUUUUUGUACAGUAGUCGCAUCAGGCUCCGUCUUCACUUUCAUUGAUUUCCAGUCGAAACAAGCAGCAAUAACAAAAGAUUUUUAUUUUUUUUUCCACAUCAUUUAUGAGUAUAAGAUGGCUACACAUCUGUACUGUUCUGGUUAGAAAUGUCUGCAUCAAACUUUUUUUCUGUUUUUCCUUCUUUGUUCUAAGUUAUGUAAGCUAAUUUUGCAUUCCUGAAGUAUUUGGUUUUAGUGUGUGUGUGUGUGUGUGUGUGUGUGUGUGUGUGUGGAAAUUGUUUGUUGAAUUUCAUAUUUAUUUAAGAAAAAAAGUUUUAAGAGAAAAAAGAGGUACUUUUUUUUUUUUCAUUAAUUUUCUGGCAGGAAGCAACUUUAGACCUUUUACGUGGUAAAUUUAAGCUAAUUGUGCAUUUGCAAAUGUGUCCUUUAGUGGUGAGAAGAAGUACUUUGUCUGUAAAUUAGCAUCUCAUUAGUUAGGUUUAUAUUUUGCCAUGUUUUGUCUCCCAUAGAGAAUAUAUUCCCCCGUCCUACCUGUUGUGCAUGUGCAACCUUUGCAUUGGUAAAUGAUGCAAAAAAAAAAAAAAAUUAUAUAUUUUUUUUCAGAAGACGAAUAUUCAGAAAUACAAAAUAUUUGUCAUUUUGACUGAACUGACUAAUGUGUAACUUAAUGAAUAUUGUUUUGAAUCAGGGCUUUCUCCUUCACAUCACGUUAGAUUGAAGUGAUCUCCAUGUUGCAGGCAACAUUGCUAAUCUAAGGUUGUACAUGUAUUCUAUUGUAGCCUUUGGGUGCCUCAGACUGCCAUGUCAGUGUGUGAAAACCCUACAACUAGUCAUCUUUUGUUUUCUUAAAUGUGUCCUCUCAUGUCAGCUCUCUGGAAACCUGAGAAUCCAGUGUGUGACAUCGACAGCAUCAGAGGGGUUUUCAAGUGACGGCAGCGCUGCGGGCCACUGAAAUGUUGGGCUUCAUUUAUAACCUGUGUAACCCUUAGAUUGUAUCGUACUCUUUUGAAACCGAUCAACUUUAUUCGCGGAGUGUGAGCAGUUCAUCUCGUCGGCGUUUCGUCAAAUUGUUUCGUCGUGUUUUGGUUCUCUGCAGGACGAACGCAGUGCCUUGUUGAGGUGAAACUUUUAUUGUCAACGGAUAUUCAAUCAGGAUUUUGUUGUGCGUGCGGCCGUGGUGAUGGAAUGCAAUGUUUUGAGGUGUUUUGUUUGGGGAAAAAAGAAAAAGUUCAAGUUUUUAUUGUACCAGGGUUGAAAUCAAGUCACCUUCAUUUAAAGUGAAAGAAGAUACUUACUUGCAUGUAUCUUUGGGAAUUAUAGGCACGACCCAUUAUUCUGAGAAAAUAGUUGAGGGCUAAUUCAUAAUGUAAUAUGAGAUUUGAUCUGAGGUAUACAACACUAUGAAUAUCAGUUAAACGUUCAUUUUUAAUUGAAAAACAUUUCUGUGGUUUAAACAGAUCGAAAGUGGAUUGAUUUCAACCCUGAUCCAGUCGCUGUUCAAAGUGCUUUUAAGGGAAACUUAUCCAGCAACUUAACAAUCAAUCACAGUUAUUCAGUUUUUUUGUUCUACAGAUCUUAUUUUUGUCACUACAUACUGGGUAAAAACAAAACAAAACAAAAAAUGACAGGUUUGUACUUGCAAAUUAUUAAUGGGCCCCAAUACGCCCUUUUGUAUCAAAUUUGCUUUGACAAAAAUAAAAAGUUAACUAUUUUUAUUCGA
Molecule: messenger RNA, 6212 nt
Organism: Acanthopagrus latus (yellowfin seabream)
Lineage: Eukaryota; Metazoa; Chordata; Actinopteri; Spariformes; Sparidae
Gene: e2f1
Product: E2F transcription factor 1
Exons: 7
Coding region: 1157-2518 (453 amino acids)
Biological process (GO): regulation of transcription by RNA polymerase II; G1/S transition of mitotic cell cycle
Cellular component (GO): Rb-E2F complex
Molecular function (GO): RNA polymerase II cis-regulatory region sequence-specific DNA binding; DNA-binding transcription factor activity, RNA polymerase II-specific; protein dimerization activity
Source: RefSeq, a predicted model, not a curated record